UUCAAUACCUACAGAUAGCACACAAAUAUAUAGUAUACCCACUUUACUAGAUCGAAACAAUACAAAUGGCAAACUUAGGCCGUUACGUAGACAGAAACCCCGAAAUGAGGGCGGCAGGAUUGGCAUCGUCCUUGGAAUCCUACGGCACAAAGGAUCUCUUAUUGUUCGUGCACAUGGAGGAGGAGGCGGAGAACCGUAUAAGGGCACUUUGUCGGCAGAGCAGGCCCAAUCCUUCGAAACGAACGCCCAAGAUUCCCACUAAUCAGAUCGGAGACAUUUUAAGCAAUAGCGAUAAGGGACUCUUUGCCGAGUUUCAGAACAGGUUUCGCGAGAAUAUGUUCUCUAAAAAGCCUGCUUUGGGGGAAGUCAAGGCAACCCACUCAAAACCGGACUCUGUCACCAAUUUGAGCCGUACUUUCGGUCGCACUCAUGAUCUUGAACCCGAAGAUUCCCUCUACUGUGUUGUACUUCCGCCGAAAUCUGCCGAGCAGGUCAACCGAGAGUUUGCCGAAUUCCACGAUAAACACAUCGUCAGUCACAAUCAUUACUUUCCCUCGGAACAGAUCAAUCGACGAUAUUCAAAGCCCUUUAGCCGCUUCAACACAUUUGGCUUACCAGCCUGUGUAGAUUCUUCCGGUGUUAGGGUAAAACGCUGCUUGCAGGAAGGCGAGGAACACUUGAUAAUAGUCAAGAAGCCCCAAAAAGAUUUAGAAGAUCGCACAAAGGGUCCAUUGGGAAAAAAGUACACAUGGUAUCCCUACCAGAUACCGGAAAAUAUGACAUUUGGUCGGACGUUGCCUCGUGAUACUGACGUUAGGUCACUUCUUGAAAAUACCGCUCCCAGCGUCGCCUCCGAUAAGUUGGCCAGAGCAAUUAGUCAUCUAAACAUGCUGCGCAAGUUGCUCCAGGAGCGGGAUGAUUUCAAUAUGAACCAGGUUAUCAGCGCUCUUGGAAAUAAGGACAAUGAGGGCAAUGGCCAGCUUCCACUGACCGAGGUCAUCCACGUGAUGCAUAGAUUGAAUAUUCCGGCAGUUGCGGAGAAAAUCCGCAUUGCUGCCUCCCACUUCAAGUUGUUCGUGGACGAGGGAUGCUGCUCGGAACGAGUGAAGUAUGUGGGUCUGUGCGAACUCCUCUCCAUACUGAAGCCGCUGCCCAUGAUUGGAUCCAUUUCACCCAUGCCGAAGGUGGUGUAUAACCAAGAAACCGCCUAUCGGCAGUUGUGUGCGGACUUGGUAAAGAAACCCGAUGAAGGUCGAAUCUUCAAACAUCCUCGAAAGAAUCUCAUUCAGAAGGACGCGGAUGAAACGCGUGUCAAGGAUGUUCUGAACCCAGACAUAUCUACCCUAUGUGGCGUAUGGCCAAGUGACUUUAUUGUAUUGCGUAGCAAGGACGAGGUAGAACGCAUAUUCAAGGACAUCCUCUCGAAAGAAGACUUUCAAUCGAUCUGGUUGAGCUUGAUGGCUGAGCAAAAGGAUCAGAAGGCAAUGGCAUCUGUUGCACAGUUCCGGGCUGAGAUGAAAAAGAUCAUUCGGUAGUAGACUCUCUUAAGGUUAGAUUUUGAUACUACUAAGAACAGUUGGUUCGGUUUAUAUGAGAAUAUUUUUUCAAAUCCUACAAUAAAAGAACAAACAUGUAUUUACUUGCAUAA
Molecule: messenger RNA, 1648 nt
Organism: Drosophila subpulchrella
Lineage: Eukaryota; Metazoa; Arthropoda; Insecta; Diptera; Drosophilidae
Exons: 4
Coding region: 66-1535 (489 amino acids)
Source: RefSeq, a predicted model, not a curated record